CAACAGGUCUGGAGCAUGCUUGAAGCGCCGUGAAGAAGGAUGUGAUUCAGAAGACGGUGCCACUCAGCUGCUGCUGAACGAGGAAACCAUAAUUAAAUGACACUCUGAUGGUGCUCAUCGUCAUCUGAGUUGUUUAGGAAUGCGAAGUGGUUCGCGUUGCGCACUGGAACGAGCAAAAGCCUUCAUUUGGACAAGCUGGUCAUAUUGUCAACAACGGGGAUGAAUCCUUCCUCGACAUGGAACAUGUCUGUGCAACCCUGUGCUCCAACCCAACUCUUCCAACUCCAUCCGCCACGGUAUAACUCACGAAAUAUUUGAAGAGCCUGUCAGGUUCCUCUCUGAUUUUGGCCUUUGUCACUGGGUUCAGUAUCGUGUGCAACAAGACAUCAUCCCCAACCAGAAUCGACACGCACCACCACACGAGCGUUUUACAGGGCAGUCCACAAGGCGGAAUGCGGAGCUCUCGUCGCAUCUCACAGUAUUCCCUCCAUGCCUUGAAAUGCAUUACCCCAAUUUCCCGGUUUCCGGCACAAUAUUCCGACACAGCCAGGAAAAGGAAAGCAACUACAUCCUCAUCGGCUGAAUCUCUUGCAUUGGCCAAAGCGGAAAUCCUCGAUCGAGUUGUUGCAAGGACGCCAUUCUGUCUCGAAGCCAAGUAUUGUUUCUCUGCAUCCGGUAACUCUGCGUCGAGCCCCGAAGCGCGAUCCCGGCGAUGGUAUGCACUAAACAACAAUACCAUGGUCUCGAAGCACCACUGACUUGCAAGGGCAAAUGGGACGAAUAAAGUCAGUACUGGGUUGUGCUCCUCCAUCAGCGCCUGAUGCUUGUCGAAGCCAAGCAUGACCCCUGCAUUGAGGGCAAAAUAUCGAAUUAGACUGCGGUCUGGGGGCAUCAGCGGAAUUGGUGUCCGCUCUACCAGGUAUUGCAGCUCCGAAAAUAUGUCAUUCGGCAGUUCUUCGUCAAAGUCAGCAGUCCAAUGAAGCUCGGACGGUUCUUGGAGGAGUGUAUUGAUCCUGAGGCCCUCUAUCAUAG
Molecule: messenger RNA, 1032 nt
Organism: Exophiala xenobiotica
Lineage: Eukaryota; Fungi; Ascomycota; Eurotiomycetes; Chaetothyriales; Herpotrichiellaceae
Exons: 1
Coding region: 453-758 (101 amino acids)
Source: RefSeq, a predicted model, not a curated record